This is a messenger RNA of Leptopilina boulardi, 1006 nucleotides long. It is a transcript of the gene Arv1, whose product is annotated as protein ARV1. NCBI's taxonomy places the organism in Eukaryota, Metazoa, Arthropoda, Insecta, Hymenoptera, Figitidae. Gene Ontology annotation, biological process: regulation of plasma membrane sterol distribution; intracellular sterol transport; sphingolipid metabolic process. The transcript is spliced from 5 exons. Gene Ontology annotation, cellular component: Golgi apparatus; cortical endoplasmic reticulum. The record is from RefSeq and is a predicted model, not a curated record. The coding region runs from base 203 to 919 and encodes 238 amino acids.
AAAUUUCGUCUGCUAUUUCUUGACAUGUCAAUAUAAACAAUUGUACUAAUUUUAUAUUUUUAAAAUGUAUAUAAUGUUUUACGAUUCUUUUUUUGUUGAAAUUCUUUGAAAAAUCUAUUUAUCUAUGAAUAAAGAAGAAUAUAGAAGAAAUUUUGUUAGUGUAAAUUCCAAAGCACUUUAAAUUUUUUCCAUAACAAAAAAAAUGUACACUUGUACAAAUUGUGGAGCUGAAGUUGCAAAUUUAUACAGACGUUACAGUCCAAGUGUCUUAAAAGUCUUAAAAUGUAAUUCAUGUGGAUAUUUAGCUGAUAAAUAUAUUGAAUACGAUCCAGUAAUUGUUCUUUUAGAUUUAAUUCUCCUUCAAAAAUCGGCAUAUCGACAUUUAUUUUACAAUAGCAAUUUUAAAUCCUAUUGGAAAUUAAUGAUAGUUUUAAUUUUGGGUGAAUCAUUUCAAAAAUGGUUAGAUUCUUCGAUUUCACUAAGUGAUAACGAAGAGAGAAAAGAUUCUUUUGAGGGUGAGAAAAAUCUUUAUAUUAUAUUGAUUCAAACAACAUUAUCGCUAAGCGCUCUUAUUUGCACAAUUAUUAUUUCAAUGGAAUUGCGUUGGUUUUUUAUUUGUAAAAGGCCAGAAAUGUAUAAAUCAAGAAAUUUGGUGAAAGCAUUAAUAAUUGGCCGUUAUCCAAAUUUACUAGGAUUAUUGGGAAUAGUAUGGAAACAUAAUUCGCCAAAAUUACAUAAUUUUUUAAUCUACGGAUAUGAAUUAUUGUGUUUACUAACAGCCUAUUCUGUGGUAAGCGACAGUGAAAAGAGUGGCUCAUUGAUCGUGUUAAUUUUGGGUUUAUUGGCACAUAACAGCGUCUCAAGUGGCUUAUUCGAAAUGCCCCAGUUGAUCUCCAAUGUCACGUUGAUGCAAAACUGACGCGAAACAAUGGAAGACCUCAAACAUCUUUUACAGGUAUUACACUCCAGCCCAAUACAAGGCGAUCGAAACCACAUGAAAAUAGAU